Molecule: messenger RNA, 2821 nt
Organism: Somion occarium
Lineage: Eukaryota; Fungi; Basidiomycota; Agaricomycetes; Polyporales; Cerrenaceae
Source: the annotation of a GenBank genome assembly
GGAGCGCUAAACGCGUUUGCUUUAUGUCUUCAUUGGAGUCUCUGGUUUGUUCAAUUGUGCCGCAGGCCAGGCAUGACAACCAUCUCAAAGAUGAGUUGAUUCUUCACUGCCAAGAAAUAUUGAACAGCCAUAUAGGUCAAACAGUUGAAAGUGAUAUUGGGCACCUAGCAGACUCAAUCAAGCGACACCUCCUACAUGCAUCUCCAAAUGGUGUGUCGACAUUGAGGUUUGCGAACCUUUUAGCACGCCUACUUGAACAACCUGUGCUAUCGAGAAAACAUGCAUCACUUUCGUUUCUACACUCUUUGGCAGCAUCGCCCGGGGCUCCCACGCUUUCGCCACAAGCUCUACCCUCUCUUGUCCCGCCUCCACCUUCUCAGCAAUCAAGUUCAGUACCAACUCCUGUGGUUUCAAGUCCCUCUGAUUCACUUCCAAGAGGAAAAACUCAAGCUGACAUACUUAGAGAAUACCGAUCUCGACAUGGACGCGCUCAUCUUCCUGAAUUAUUUUUGUUACGAGAUACACUGUAUCUCUUGCAAGGUAUCUCAGGGAAAUAUGUCUCUUUCAUGUCCACAGCAGAGGCUGCUCCUGGAGAGCAACUUGUGUUCCGAGAAGAUUCGAAAUAUGUCAUUACCGAGCCCACUCGAAAGCUCAUACUUUGUUUAGCCGAAGUUGGACACCUAUAUAAGCGGAUUGACAAUUUCAUCCGUGAGCGAGACGGGAAGCCGAGCAUUGGCAUGAUUGAACAGAGCCUUUGUCACCACCUCCAGAAUCAACUCACAGAGUACUACAGGCUCAUUGCGGUCCUCGAAUCACAGAUGUCUGUGAGCAAGGACGUUGAACUAUCGUCUGAAAGCCGAGACUUAGAACUCAAGCAUGAGGAGACUGGCCUAACCCUGAAGAGACUGAACGUUUGGAUUCAAGAUUGGCGACUUCGGAUGCGAAUGAUGAGUGUAUGCGUAGAGGGUGCCAGAGAUACACAUGGUGGAGCUCUAGUCAAUCUUAUCCGGGGAUAUGCAGACAACGGCGAUCCAUUCGUUCGCAAGUUCACUGAUCAACUUCUGGAAGAGGUGUCCAAGCCGUUCUUCUCCAUGCUUCACAAAUGGUUGUUUUCUGGAGAGCUCAAUGACCCAUUCUUUGAGUUCUUUGUAGCCGUAGACCCCGAGCUUGCACAUGUCCAGUAUGUACAACAAUCCGCUAGUGGAUCGCUUGCUGGCGAUGGGGGAUUUGCAGGGUUGGCCAGUGAUUCAGAUGAAUUGUCUGGAGAAUCGCGAGAGGGCGGUCUCAAACUGUGGGAGAGCAAGUUCAGGUUACAGGCAGAUAUGCUUCCAACCUUCGUGGGAGGAACGUUCGGACGCAAAAUUUUCUCCACGGGCAAGAGUUUGAACUUCAUCCGAUACAGCUGUCAUGAUAGCGAUUGGGUUGUUACACGGGAGAAGCUCAGCAACACUGGCGGCACCUUGAAAUAUAGCGAUAUAGCGGGUUUGGAGCGCUCUAUUGACGCUGCGUAUCAGAUCGCUAGCCGACGACUUUUCGACAUUUUCUUCGAGAAAUACCGGCUCUUGGAUCAUCUACUUGCACUGAAAAGUUAUCUUCUUCUUGGCCACGGUGAUUUUAUCGAUCAACUGAUGGAAACACUCUCUCCUAGCCUGGCUCGCCCAGCGAAUACACUCUAUAGGCACAACUUGACCGCGACCUUGGAGACGGCCAUCCGCUUGUCCAGUGCCCAAAACGAUCCGCCAGACGUCCUCAGACGUCUGGAUGCUCGAAUGCUCGAAUAUUCUCACGGGGAGAUCGGAUGGGAUGUCUUCACCCUUGAAUACAAGGUUGAUGCCCCCAUCGAUACGGUUCUAGAUCCAGAGGCCAUGGUCAAGUACCUGAAGUUAUUCAAUCAUCUUUGGAAGAUCAAACGCAUUGAAGCUACUUUGAGCAAAAGCUGGAUGAGAAUAGCUGGUGGCGCACGGACAUUCUUGCGUCUGCCAGAUCUCAGCUACGAAUGGCACCAAAUUCGCAUUGUCAUGGCGGAGAUGAUUCAUUUUAUACGCCAAAUGGAAGCUUACUGUCAGCUUGAAGUUAUCGAGUGUUCCUGGAAAAUCCUCCUGGACUUCGUGCAGAAGAAAGAGGGUGAUCUAGAUGCACUGAUAGAAGCUCAUCGCGCGUACCUAGACCGGAUGGUGAAAAAAGUCCUACUCCUCAAUAGCAAAGCAGGGCGAGAGGAGAACUUACUAAAUCAAGUUCGAGAGGUUUUCACGACGAUAUUUCAGUUCAAAGAGGCUACAGAUGACUUCUACAAUUACUCGCUGUCUGAAUCGGCCCGCCGAGACGCGCAGCGCGACGAAGAACGAGUAAGUGCGCCGACAACAUGGUACGGCAGAAGUAAUAACCAGUUCACAGGGUGUAUUUACUGGCAUCCGCCCAGAGCCUCGAUAUGCUCCAGAUACGCUGCCACAUAUACUUGGUCGGAUCAGAGAGUAUGGCGGUAUGUUCUCUGAGAAGGCACAGACGAUCGUGCAUGGGCUACAAAGUCAUUCGGACCUAGACUGCCGCUUCCUGGGAAUCAGGUUAUCGUUUUCCGAUUUCUAUAAAACGAAAAGGGAGACAACGCAUCAGAAAAGCUAGAUUGAAUUGAGUUUGUGUUAUUGAAUAGGUACGAAAGACGUGGUCGAUUGUAGCAGUAUUUCCUGAGGUGUAAUUUUGCCCUCCACGCUGUAUACCCGUUCGCAGUUCGUAGGAUCGUCUUGACUCCGUUCAUAAUUGUACACUUCUGUCAUUCUGGCAUAAUUAUAACAAAAACGGCAAAUGUCAUGCCUUUACAACCGGG